Ostreococcus tauri is the source of this 1173-nucleotide messenger RNA. Its product is annotated as UbiA prenyltransferase family. The transcript has a single exon. Gene Ontology annotation, cellular component: membrane. Gene Ontology annotation, molecular function: prenyltransferase activity. The record is from RefSeq and is a predicted model, not a curated record. Bases 1 to 1173 code for a protein of 390 amino acids. NCBI's taxonomy places the organism in Eukaryota, Viridiplantae, Chlorophyta, Mamiellophyceae, Mamiellales, Bathycoccaceae.
AUGUCGCGGGCGACGCAUCGAGGGGCGUGCGUGACGUCGACGUCGACGCGCGCGACGCGGGCGACCGCGAGGGGGACGACCGUGGGGAGACGCGCGACGCGAACGGGCGCGCGUGAUGGUCGAGGGGUCGAAGUGGGGGGCGUGAAUGUCGGGGCGACGGUCGCGCGCGCGCGCGCCGAGCGCCCGCUGGUGACGACGUGGACGCGUCGGGGUGAUGUCGUCGUCCGCAACGCGUCCUCGGCCGACGCGGGGGCGGGGGCGACGAAGAAGCUCGGCGCGCUGGGGGCGGCUAUUUGGAAAUUUGUGCGACCGCACACGAUUCGUGGGACGUUGCUCGGCACGACGGCGAUCGUGUCGAAAAUUUUGAUGACCAACCCGGAGUUGAUCACGUUGAGCCUGGUCCCACGCGCAUUGCUCGGGCUCUUGGCGCUUCUCAUGGGAAACGGAUACAUCGUCGGGAUCAAUCAAAUUUACGACGUCGACAUCGACAAGGUGAACAAGCCCUUCCUGCCGGUGGCUUCUGGGGAGUUGUCCUUCGCCGCCGCGUGGACUUUCUGCGCUAUCACUGCUCUAGGAGGUGCCAUGAUCGUGGCCACGAACUUUGUGCCUCUGAUCACGAAAUUGUACUGCUUUGGCUUGUUCCUCGGAACCAUUUAUUCGGUGCCGCCUUUGCGCCUGAAGCGAUUUGCGCUUCCGGCGUUCCUCAUCAUCGCUUGCGUGCGCGGUUUCUUGCUCAACUUUGGCGUGUAUCACGCCACUCGAGCUGCGAUUGGUCUGCCGUUCGUCUGGAGCCCGGCCAUCACGUUCAUCACCAUCUUUGUCACCACCUUUGCCACUGUCAUCGCCAUCACCAAGGACUUGCCAGACGUGGAGGGUGAUUUGAAAUUUGAGAUCCAAACGUUUUCCACGCGUUUGGGGGUGAAGGCCGUGUCGUACAUCGGUUCCGGAUUAUUGCUCGCCAACUACGCCUUCGCUAUAGCAUUCUCGCUCAAGAAUCCGACGUGGUUUGUCCAGCCGCUCAUGAUCGGUGGUCACGCCCUGCUCGCCGCCUUCCUCGUAGUCAAAACUCUGGCGCUCGAGCGCGGCAAAUUCUCUCAGGGUGCCAUCCAGCAGUACUACCGCGACAUCUGGGCUCUGUUCUAUUCCGAAUAUUUCCUUUUCCCUUGGAUUUAA